Messenger RNA from Corylus avellana, 822 nucleotides. NCBI's taxonomy places the organism in Eukaryota, Viridiplantae, Streptophyta, Magnoliopsida, Fagales, Betulaceae. The record is from RefSeq and is a predicted model, not a curated record.
AGAAAUGUUUGAUUAGAAGCAUAAAAUAAAAUAGAAAACUAGAAAAAUCAUAAACUCAGCGUUUGUUAUCUUCCGUUGAAAGAAGAGAAGAGAAGAGAAGAGGCAAUGAGAACGACGAUGAGGCUGAGGUCGUCGACGCUGGUGUGGGUCGUGUUGUUGACGAUAUCGACCUUCGCUCAACAGCACAAUGGCCUCGUCCCGUCUCGGACUUUGCUCAACCAAUUGUCCGGAAGCGCCAAUUACUUGACCAUGGAGGAGCUCUGGUUCCAACAGACUCUCGAUCACUUCUCUCCCUACGAUCACCGCCGGUUUCAGCAGCGAUACUAUGAAUUCUUUGACUACUUUCGGCUUCCAGAUGGACCGAUUUUCCUGAAAAUUUGUGGUGAAUCUUCAUGCAAUGGGAUAGCCAAUGACUAUAUUAGCGUAUUAGCAAAGAAGUUUGGAGCAGCAGUUGUUUCUCUUGAGCAUCGUUACUAUGGGAAAAGUUCACCCUUCAAUUCGCUGAAGACAGAAAAUUUGAGGUAUCUGUCAUCUAAGCAGGCGCUCUAUGAUUUGGCUGUUUUUCGUCAGUAUUAUCAGAAAUCUUUGGAUUUAAAGCUCAAUAGAUCAAAUGUUGAAAAUCCAUGGUUCGUUUUCGGUAUCUCGUACUCGGGAGCGCUUAGUGCAUGGUUCCGUCUUAAGUUCCCUCAUUUAACAUGUGGAAGCCUUGCAAGUUCUGCUGUUGUUCAUGCAGUUUAUAACUUCACUGAAUUUGACCGGCAGGUAAACACAAUAUUGGCUCUCUUUUUUCCCCUUAUAUACGCAUCAAUAACUUUUUUUUGA